Seriola dumerili (greater amberjack) is the source of this 945-nucleotide messenger RNA. Its product is annotated as olfactory receptor 51I2-like. The transcript has a single exon. Gene Ontology annotation, molecular function: olfactory receptor activity; G protein-coupled receptor activity. The record is from RefSeq and is a predicted model, not a curated record. Bases 1 to 945 code for a protein of 314 amino acids. Gene Ontology annotation, cellular component: membrane. NCBI's taxonomy places the organism in Eukaryota, Metazoa, Chordata, Actinopteri, Carangiformes, Carangidae. Gene Ontology annotation, biological process: G protein-coupled receptor signaling pathway.
AUGAGGAGCAACAACAGCCUGAAUCCUCUCUACUUUCAGUUGACUCUGUUUUCAGAUUACGGGCCCCUCAAAUAUCUGUUCUUCAGUCUUUGUCUGUUGGCCUACAUGACUAUAAUCUCUGCUAAUGCUGUCAUUAUUCUGACAGUCUUCCUGGAGAAGUCUCUGCAUCAGCCCAUGUAUAUAUUCAUCUGCUGUCUGUCUUUAAACUCUCUGUACGGCUCAGCCGGCUUCUUCCCCAGGUUUCUGAUGGACAUACUGUCCGACACUCAUUUGAUCUCACGUCCAUUCUGUUUCAUCCAGAUGUAUGUUAUUUACACAUAUGCAUCAUAUGAAUUGACUAUUCUCGGCAUCAUGGCCUACGAUAGAUUUGUUGCUAUUUGCCAGCCUUUGCACUAUCACAGUAAAAUGACGUUCAGGAUGGUGAGACAUCUUUUGAGUUUUGCUGUGCUCUCCCCUGCAUUUGCAUGUGGCCUCUGUCUCUAUCUCACUGUCCGACUGCCUUUGUGUGGGAAUAAACUGCACAGGAUUUUGUGCUCUAACUGGUCUGUGGUUCGACUGUCCUGUGUGGACAUGACCGCAAACAACAUACUAGGUCGCAUAGUUACUGUAACAACCAUCUUCCUCCCCCUGCUCUUUGUCCUGUACAGCUACCUGCGCAUUCUGCUCGUCUGCAGCAGAAGCUCGUCUGAAUUCAGAGGAAAGGCGUUACAGACCUGCCUGCCUCACAUCCUGACAUUUAUGACUUUUUCUUUCUCUCUCUUCUGUGAACUUUCACUGAGUCGUUUAGAAGCUCAUCAAGUUAAUCCAUUUGUCAUUGUUGUUUUAUCUCUAGAGUUUUUGAUCAUUCCCCCCAUUAAUAACCCUCUGGUUUACGGCCUGAAUCUGCCCCAGAUCAGAGGAGUGGUUUUUAGGUUUUUUAAGAUGCGCAAAAUAGUUCCUGCAUAA